CUUUCUCGUCGUUUUCUUCUUCGUUAUAUUCGCACAUCUUAUGAACCAGAGCUGAUAAAUUCGUUUAAUGGGGAAGAGGUCGUCGCCCCCAUCGGAGAUCGAGGUUAGGGUCCAGCCGAGGAUUGGAGACAACACCAUCCAUCCCUUAGAGAUGGGCUCUGCAGCGCCGUAUCGGCAACCGUCUGAGGCGGAGGCGGGGAAUUAUUCCGGCGAGGUCAUGCCGUUCCGGCGGUGGAGGCCGUGGAUGGUGCCGGCUUUUGUUCUGGUGAAUAUCUUCCUGUUCGCGAUCACGAUGUUUGUGAACGACUGCCCUAAAAAGUCGUCAUCGUGUGUUGCUUCCUUCCUCGGAAGAUUCUCCUUCCAGCCCGUGAGGGAGAAUCCCCUCCUCGGGCCUUCGUCAAAUACGCUAGAGAAGAUGGGUGCUCUUGAUGUGAACAAGGUGGUCCAUGGGCACCAAGGAUGGCGCCUAGUUACUUGUGCCUGGCUUCAUGCUGGAGUGGUCCAUAUACUCGCCAAUAUGUUGAGCCUUCUUUUCAUUGGAAUUAGACUCGAACAAGAAUUUGGAUUUCCCAGAAUAGGCCUUCUAUACAUUAUCUCUGGGCUUGGUGGUAGCUUACUAUCUGCUCUCUUUAUCCAAUCAAGCAUAUCAGUAGGUGCUUCAGGAGCACUUUUUGGAUUACUAGGCGGCAUGCUCUCCGAACUCAUAACAAAUUGGUCAAUUUACGCAAAUAAGCUUGCAGCAUUGCUGACACUUGUGUUCAUCAUUGUAAUAAACCUGGCUGUUGGCGUCCUCCCACAUGUGGACAACUUUGCUCAUAUUGGAGGUUUUAUCUCUGGAUUUCUUCUUGGCUUUGUACUAUUGAUUCGCCCUCAGUUUGGAUGGAUCAGCCAACAGAAUCAACCUCCUAGUGAACAACACAUUGGUUCGAUGAAACGUAAGCAUAGGAUGUAUCAGUAUGUACUGUGGAUAGCUGCUGCAAUUCUUCUGAUUGUGGGAUUUACAAUUGGUAUGAUCAUGCUUUUUCGUGGGGUUAAUGGCAAUGAUCACUGCUCUUGGUGCCAUUAUCUGAGCUGCGUUCCCACUUCAAGAUGGCAUUGCAAUUCAUCAGCAACUAAUUGCUCGGCAUAUCAAGAUGGGAACCAGUUGAAUUUAACGUGUGAGGGUGGCAGUGACAGAAGCCAGACCUACCCCUUACCAAAUGCGAGCAGUGAUAGGAUUGAAGAGCUUUGCUCCCAACUCUGCAGUUGACAUUACCUACUCUCAAAUAUGGGAUGAUUUGCCGCUGAUUCUUUGUAUAAAUCAUUGAGGAUUUUUUUUUUCUUAGAACAUUUAUAUACAUAUCACUCAAUUCUUGUGUAUUUACAUAUCU
Molecule: messenger RNA, 1370 nt
Organism: Phalaenopsis equestris
Lineage: Eukaryota; Viridiplantae; Streptophyta; Magnoliopsida; Asparagales; Orchidaceae
Product: RHOMBOID-like protein 2
Exons: 6
Coding region: 68-1249 (393 amino acids)
Biological process (GO): proteolysis
Cellular component (GO): membrane
Molecular function (GO): serine-type endopeptidase activity
Source: RefSeq, a predicted model, not a curated record